Clarias gariepinus (North African catfish) is the source of this 981-nucleotide messenger RNA. Its product is annotated as trace amine-associated receptor 13c-like. The transcript has a single exon. NCBI's taxonomy places the organism in Eukaryota, Metazoa, Chordata, Actinopteri, Siluriformes, Clariidae. Gene Ontology annotation, cellular component: membrane. The coding region runs from base 1 to 981 and encodes 326 amino acids. Gene Ontology annotation, molecular function: trace-amine receptor activity. The record is from RefSeq and is a predicted model, not a curated record. Gene Ontology annotation, biological process: G protein-coupled receptor signaling pathway.
AUGAAUCUGACAUCACCUGAUCGAUGUGAGCAUUUCUCCUGUCCGGAGAGAUCUCUAUCUUUUGCAGUUUAUAUCUUACUGUAUGUGUGUUCAGCUGCUGUGGUUCUGUUAACAUUGUGUGGAAAUCUGCUUGUCAUUAUCUCUGUUUUUCACUUUAAGCAGCUUCACACACCAACUAACAUGCUUGUGCUCUCCUUAGCUAUGUCGGAUUUUCUUGCUGGCAUUUUUGUAAUGCCUCCUAUGUUAAUCUGGGCUAUUGAGUCAUGUUGGAUUUUUGGGAAAGUUUUAUGUAGCAUUUACUGGUUGUCUGCUAGUUUGCUUACAAUAACAAACUAUACUAUUGCUCAGAUUGCUGUAGAUCGGUAUUGCUCUCUCUCAAACCCAUUUCUCUACAUGAACAUUGUCUCUGUGAAAAUCACUCGUUUUGUUAUAGUUUGUAACUGGUGUGUAGUGAUGAUCUAUAUCGUAGCAGUCCUAUAUUUUAAUGGAAACUUCACAAGUUCUGUAAUGUGUCCUGGAGAGUGUUUUCUUUUUCUAAAUGAGGUUUGGACUAUAAUUGAUCUUGUAUUCUCAUUUGCAUUUCCACUAACUGUUAUAAUCAUAUUGUAUACUCAGGUUUUUGUAAUUGCUAAGAAACAUGCCACUGCUAUCAAAAAGCAUAAUAAUCACACAUGGUCUAAAACACAAAAAAUGAAUACAUACUCGAUAAAAUCUGAAAGAAAAGCAGCUAAAGUCCUUGGUAUUUUAGUGUUUGUGUUUAUAAUGUGUUUACUUCCAUAUUACAUUUACAGUUUUUUAGGAAAUGUUAUCGAACUACAGACAGAAACUUUUCAGAAAGUAUCAAUUUUCUUUUGUAUUAAUUCCACCAUUAAUCCAAUUAUUUAUGCUCUUUUUUACCCAUGGUUUCGGAGGUGCAUUAAAUUAAUUGCAACUUUGAAAAUAUUUAAAAUAGAUUCUGCAUUAAUGAAGGUUCUUUCUUAA